Molecule: messenger RNA, 1158 nt
Organism: Lodderomyces margitis
Lineage: Eukaryota; Fungi; Ascomycota; Pichiomycetes; Serinales; Debaryomycetaceae
Exons: 1
Coding region: 1-1158 (385 amino acids)
Molecular function (GO): oxidoreductase activity, acting on single donors with incorporation of molecular oxygen; ferrous iron binding; zinc ion binding
Source: RefSeq, a predicted model, not a curated record
AUGAAGUUUUGGUUAACUUCAAUCACCACAGUUUUAACAUCGGUAUUAAUAUACUUCUUCUUUUACAACACUAACAACACCACCACCACGACUCAAUCACCACGAUCACCACCACCACAACCUCCAUCAAACAACAUGUCCACUAUUUCUAAAUUUAUCAAACAUCAAGGCCCAGUCUUACCGUCGUACUUUUUUUCCCAUGGUGGGCCUACAUUCAUGUAUGAAAAUGAUUCAUUUGGUAAUAAAGGCGCUUGGAAUAAAGUCCGCACUAUUGGGCAACAAAUUAAAUCAUUAUCACCUGGUGAAAAGCCCGAUUAUAUCAUUGUUGUCAGUGCCCAUUGGCAAAGUGACGCUCCCAACACAAUUGAAAUUGGCACCACUUGGACAAACAAUGGCAAUGGCGAGAACCCCUUGGUUUAUGAUUUUUAUGGAUUUCCUAAACACAUGUAUGCUGAGGAAUUCCACAGUUGUAAUAAUGCUGCUGUAGCCAAUGCCAUCAAGUCGAAAUUGGACGAGUCGGGAUUCAAUGCUGAAUUAACUGAACGUGGGAUAGACCAUGGCGUAUGGGUCCCGUUCAAAGUUGCAUUCAGCGGAUACAAUACGUUAACUGAGCCACAACCCGAUUAUAAAGAGAAACGAGAGUUGGAUUUACCUGAUAUUUCCAUUAUACAAGUGUCAUUAACUUCCAAUGAUAGUGACUUCAACUCUCACUACAAAUUGGGCCAAACACUAGACUUUUUCCGACAUCAUCAAAUCUGGGAUGAAUCUCGUCAAAAAUAUCUUAAAGGCUUGGUUGUGUGCUCAGGAAUGUCAGUUCACAACUUGCGUGAUUUAGGAUUUGCCAUGCAUUAUAUGGAAAGAAAUCCCACAGCUAAAGCAUUGCCAUAUGUAAAACCAUUUAACGAUUUAGUGAAACUGAUUGUUGAAACUAAUGAUUCGAAAAGUACAAUUACUAGAUUAUCACAAUUGAAUGAUUUGCAAAAGAACCCAUUGCUAAGAAAAGCCCAUCCUUCAUUGGAACAUUUCUUACCUUUGGUUGUUGCUUGUGGAAUUGCCAAUGAUUCCAAUCAAAAUAUUAAAGAGAUUUACAAUGAUGAGUUGGGUAGUUUAGGAUGGGGAAUUUACCAAGUAGGUAACACUAUCGAGUCUAAAAUGUAA